Triticum dicoccoides is the source of this 934-nucleotide messenger RNA. Its product is annotated as proline-rich protein 4-like. Bases 77 to 712 code for a protein of 211 amino acids. The record is from RefSeq and is a predicted model, not a curated record. The transcript has 2 exons. Lineage: Eukaryota; Viridiplantae; Streptophyta; Magnoliopsida; Poales; Poaceae.
AUUCAUCCAUCCAUCCGUGCAUAGAUCAGCCACUUCACACCAGCAAGUGGUAGUAGUUCGACUCAGAGGUUCAGGCAUGGCAGCUCCGAGAGCACUCGUCCUCGGCUUCCUGCUGGCCAUCGCCGUCGCCAACGCCGAGGCGGCCUCGGUCGUGGUCGGCUUGGCCAAGUGCGCCGACUGCACCAUGAAGAACAUCAAGGCCGAGGAAGCCUUCAAGGGUCUUCAGGUGGCGAUCAAGUGCAAGAACAACGCUGGUGACUACGAGAGCAAGGCGGUGGGUGCCCUCGACCGCACCGGUGCCUUCAGCGUGCCCCUCGCCGCCGACCUCCACGGCGCCGACUGCGUUGCGCAGCUCCACAGCGCCGCCUCCAACGCGCCAUGCUCGGGCCAGGAGCCAUCCAAGAUCGUACCGGUGUCUGAGGGCACCACCUUCGGUGUCGUCGCCGGCGCCAAGACGGACACGGUGGCAUCGCCAGAGUGCGCGUCCGCGACCCUGUGCGGGCCGAUCAAGAAGCACAUCAUCGAGCACUUCCAUCACAAGAAGCCCGUGCCGCCCAAGCCGGAGCCCAAGCCCCAGCCCCACCCGGACUACGGCCCCGUGCCCAAGCCCGAACCCAAGCCGAAGCCCCACCCGGACUAUCACCCCGUCCCUCCCACGCCCACUUACGGCGGCGGCGGUGGCGGUGGCGGUGGAUACCACGGACACCACUGACUCCGAUCUGCCACCCUCCCGCCCAGCACUGAGAUGUCUUGUUGCUGUCAGUGAGUGAAUGAGGUUGCUAUUUAUAUGUGCACGGGUUAGCUUGGUCUUCUAUCAUUCAGAAUAACAGUUGUGAGGGAUAAGUACGGGUGUCAGGCCAUUUUUUUCCAAGGUUUGUAAUACCGGUGUGAAUUUUGGUAAUGAAAAGUUACUCGAUCAUUAUAUCUUGAUCAA